This is a messenger RNA of Pseudopodoces humilis (Tibetan ground-tit), 3840 nucleotides long. It is a transcript of the gene LIMK2, whose product is annotated as LIM domain kinase 2. The record is from RefSeq and is a predicted model, not a curated record. Gene Ontology annotation, molecular function: protein serine/threonine kinase activity; protein binding; ATP binding. Gene Ontology annotation, biological process: protein phosphorylation; actin cytoskeleton organization. NCBI's taxonomy places the organism in Eukaryota, Metazoa, Chordata, Aves, Passeriformes, Paridae. Gene Ontology annotation, cellular component: nucleus; cytoplasm.
UUGAGCAGCUUCAAAGGGAGGUGAAGUAUCUGAAUCAGCGCAAGAGUAAAUGAGCACUGGCUGCUGCCAUGUUGGCAGAACAGAGCUGUUCAGAGGCUGUUGGACAAGUUUGUCGCUGAUCCGGUUUAUCCAGUGUUGAAGAUGGGAAGUUACUUGUCUGCUCCAGCUUACUUCGCUCCCAAGGAUCCCUUUCGGUGCUCUGAAUGCCAGGAUCCCCUCACUAACUGGUACUAUGAGAAGGAUGGGAAGCUGUACUGUCACAAAGACUACUGGGGGAAGUUUGGGGAAUCUUGCCAUGGCUGCUCUCUGCUGAUGACUGGACCUGUGAUGGUGGCUGGUGAAUACAAGUAUCACCCCGAGUGCUUUGCUUGUAUGAGCUGCAAAGUGAUCAUCGAAGAUGGAGACACUUAUGCACUGGUGCAACAUUCCACUCUUUACUGUGGAAAAUGCCAUAACCAGAUUGUGCUGACACCGAUGAUAGAAAAGCACUCCACUGAGUCUCUGCGUGAGCAGCUGCCUUAUACACUGACCCUCAUCUCCAUGCCAGCAGCCACAGAUGGCAAGAGGGGGUUCUCUGUGUCUGUUGAAGGUGGCUGCUCCAGCUAUGCCACUGGUGUCCAGGUGAAAGAAGUUAACAGGAUGCACAUCAGCCCAGAUGUCCGAAACGCCAUCCACCCUGCAGAUCGUAUCCUGGAGAUCAAUGGAGCUCCUAUUCGCACGUUACAGGUGGAGGAGGUGGAGGAACUGAUUCGCAAGACAAGCCAGACCCUUCAGCUGCUGAUAGAGCACGACCCUGUGUCGCAGCGCUUGGACAGGCUUCGCUUGGACUCGCGUCUUCCCACGCACAUAAAGACACCCAUGUCCCCACGCUCCCUGUCUCCACUGGACAUCAAGGAGAACCUGGAAGGAACACUCCGACGGCGCUCCCUCAGGCGAAGUAACAGCAUUUCUAAGUCUCCUGGCCCCAGCUCUCCAAAGGAACCGCUCCUCCUGAGCCGUGACAUCAGUCGUUCUGAAUCCUUGCGCUCCUCUUCCAGCUGCUCCCAGCAAAUCUUCCGGCCCUGUGACCUGAUUCAUGGUGAAGUUCUAGGAAAAGGAUUUUUUGGACAAGCAAUCAAGGUGACUCACAAAGCAACAGGAAAGGUGAUGGUGAUGAAGGAGCUCAUUCGUUGUGAUGAGGAAACACAGAAGACUUUCUUGACAGAGGUGAAGGUGAUGCGCAGCCUGGACCACCCCAAUGUGCUGAAGUUCAUUGGUGUGCUGUACAAGGACAAGAAGCUGAAUCUCCUCACCGAGUACAUUGAAGGGGGCACGCUGAAGGACUUCCUCCGCAAUGCAGACCCAUUCCCCUGGCAGCAGAAGGUCAGCUUUGCCAAAGGGAUUGCCUCUGGAAUGGCUUACUUGCAUUCCAUGUGCAUCAUUCACAGAGACCUGAAUUCACACAAUUGCCUGAUCAAGCUGGACAAGACAGUGGUGGUGGCUGACUUCGGUCUGUCUCGGCUGAUUGUGGAGGAGAGGAAGAAGCCCACGCUGGAGAAGCCGUCUGCCAAGAAACGGACGCUGCGCAAGAGUGACAGGAAGAAGCGCUACACGGUGGUUGGGAACCCAUACUGGAUGGCCCCAGAGAUGCUGAAUGGACAGAGCUACGAUGAGAUGGUGGACAUUUUUUCAUUUGGGAUUGUUCUCUGUGAGAUCAUAGGCCAGGUUUAUGCUGACCCAGACUGUCUCCCACGCACACUGGAUUUUGGCCUUAAUGUCAAGCUGUUCUGGGAGAAGUUUGUUCCUGCUGAUUGUCCUCCAGCCUUUUUCCCUCUGGCUGCUAUUUGCUGCAGACUGGAACCAGAGAGCAGGCCCCCUUUUUCCAAGCUGGAAGACUCCUUCGAAGCUCUCUCUCUGUACCUGGGAGAACUUGCCAUCCCCCUUCCAUCUGAGCUGGAGGAGCUGGACCACAAUGUGAGUGUGCAGUAUGGACUGAACCGUGACAAGCUACCUGAAAACACAACCUAGAAUGCUCGUCCUGCUGCCUGCAUCACUUCCAUUGGAGCUGGGAUGAGCGUCAGGGAGAGGGAUGCACUUCAGCCACUUCCAGGGCAUUAACGGGGCACCACACUGUGCAUCUGCUGCACUGCCUCUCUCCCCACCCAGCUUCCCUCCUCUUGGAUAUCCUGAUUCACUGUGGAUUUCUGGCAUGUUUGAGAAGCAAAAAGGACCAUCUCCUGCCAGCUGCACCUAGGAAAGCCUCUGAACACUGUAUUUCUGGCUUGAGAAAUACUUCUCUGGCCUAUUCAGGCUUCUUUACUGUGGUGCCUUAGAACUUGGCUGCAAGCUGUGAAGCCACCCUGGCCUGUCUGCCAGGGAGGGAGUUGCUAUAGGAGACUCUCCUAGGUAAGGACAAGCACUUCUGGAACAGCUUCUCCCACUGACUGCCCUGCCCAGAAAGCUGGGGAAAUCGGACAUCCAGCAACAUGUCCCACCACGACAGCCCAUGUAUGUAUUUGCAUGUGUUUCCCAGAACAGCCCACUGAGAUUUUGGCCUCUGACAUGCAUCAGAGGAAGGAGUAAAAAGCCCCAGGAGUUGGGCAGCUCUCCUGAAAUACCUUGUCUAUGGGGAAGCACAUACGAAUUGUUGUUUUGGUUUUGUGGGCUUUUAUUCCUUCUCUGUCUCUGAAUACCUCCAAAAGCCUGCCUAGAAACACUAAGACUGAGCUCUGCUUGCCCCUCCUGAUGGCAAAUGAGGCAGGCAGCAAAUGAGCCACUGGAGCCACUGGAGACCCUGCGCCUGCAGUGAGUUUGCCUGCCCAAAACCUUAACCUGGGUGAAAGUAUUUGAACCUGAAUGUGUAGUUCUGCACUAGGCACGGGGUGUGGACAUUCCUGAGUGCUUGAGCUCUUGGCCUGUGAAUGUGAGGUGAUAGAAAUGGCAGCAGAAGGUGCUUGUCAGAAAGCCAAAGGUUUGAAGUGGCUCAGACCUUGGGCAUGGACAAUGGCAAAAGGGGACUUGCCCAAGGUCAAUUAAAGGAUGGACUUGUCAUGAAUGGAAAAGUGAUGGAGAAAUGUCCCAUCCUCCCUGGAGUGGCAGCUGGAGAACUAAUAAUUCAGUUGCCACUACCUCAUCCUUUCCUGCAGAUUGUGCAAGUUGCUCCCUUUGAAGGUCCUUCUUGCAGCUGCUGCUGCAGCACCUGAGCUGAUUCUCCAAACAGAAUUUUUCCUCAGGGUCAUUCCAUGCUCUGGGGGUGAAAAAAAAGGUCUUGGAGUCACUGGGAGGUGGGUAGACAUAUAUUUUCUUCCACUGCUUCUCUUCUUCCUCCCUUGGUGGAGGGGGAAGGAAGAAAGCUACUGCUGCAGUAGCUCAUGUGGUUGGCAGAACUGAACAAAAAUCUGAAUCAAGUUCUGCUCGUCACACAAACAUCAUGGUUUAACUGGAUUCUUAGUGUGCUCCUUUUUCCCUCCUCCUCCCUUCAGCAUGGAGGUGGGGAAUGGGUGUUAGUCUUUGCUGAUUAUUUGGUUUCCUCCCCCAACCCAUGAGUUUAAAGUAUUAUGUAAAGUAACAUGGGACCAGCCAUCACCUGAUAUCAGGUAUGCAAGGGGGGUGUUUUUAGUCUGUGUAGUGGUGUUUUAGAAACACUGGGGACUCCCUGUGCUGUGAGUCAGGCAGGUGCCUCUCUAAACUGGGUCCAGUGGAUCCAGGAUUGUUAAUAGGAUUUGCCCUUUCAUUCCCCUUCCCAGGCUGGUUUGUGAGGGGACCCCUGAAGGGAGAGUCCUGGGUGAUGUGUGGGUGGGGUUUAUGAACUGUGAUUUGCACAGCUCCAUGUUCUAACUAAAUUAAAAAGCAGUAACUGUA